AUCCAAAAAUGUCAUCAGCAAGCCCCCCAAUAUCCCCAUCCCGUUUCGCUUCCGCCCUAAAAGACCUCCCCCUCUCAACCCUACACCUCAAAGCCGCCGAACUCCGCAACAGCAUCGCACACCUCGACUACUCGAACGAACAACUAAAACCGUUCGCAGAGAGCGAGCCUCCGGACCAGGAUUGCGUAGAUGCCAUUCGAGAAAACGAAGUAGUGAUCACACGCAUGACAGAUAGGAUUCGAUUGCUGAGAGUGGAGGUAGAGGGGCGGGGGAGCAGUUGGUUGGAGUUUAGGAGUCAGGAGGAGGUCGCGGAGGCGUUGGCGAGGGAUGGUGGGAGUGAUGAGGAGAGGCUGGUUAAUGGAACUGGAACUGGAACUGGAACUGGGAUGGGGGAGGGGGAAGAGAGGAGCAGUGCGUGGGCGGAUGGGACGUUUCAGACGGGACGGAUUGUUAAUGGGGAGAUUAGAAUGGAUGGGAAUACUGGGGCUGAAGUGGUGGGUAAUGGGACUGCUACUGCUAACGGGACUGCGAAUGUAAAUGGUACUGGUGGAAGGCUAGAUGAUGAGGCGUUGAGUAGAGCUAUGGAAGAGAGAAUGAGAGGGUUGGAAGAGGAUGAUGAUGAGGAGGGUAUGCAUCUAUGA
Lachnellula hyalina is the source of this 641-nucleotide messenger RNA. RefSeq lists its product as uncharacterized. The record is from RefSeq and is a predicted model, not a curated record. The transcript has a single exon. The annotation marks the transcript as partial. Gene Ontology annotation, biological process: proteasome regulatory particle assembly. Gene Ontology annotation, molecular function: protein-macromolecule adaptor activity. NCBI's taxonomy places the organism in Eukaryota, Fungi, Ascomycota, Leotiomycetes, Helotiales, Lachnaceae.